AUAGAACAAAUUGAUUCGAUAGAAAUGACAAGGGCUUCAAGUGGUGCUAUUACAUGGACAAGCGAUGAUAGUGAUAGUAACACUGAUGUAGAAGUAAAUACUAAUGAGAAAAAUGUUGUUAAAAUAUGA
Messenger RNA from Entrophospora sp. SA101, 129 nucleotides. NCBI's taxonomy places the organism in Eukaryota, Fungi, Glomeromycota, Glomeromycetes, Entrophosporales, Entrophosporaceae. The record is from the annotation of a GenBank genome assembly.